Periophthalmus magnuspinnatus is the source of this 2028-nucleotide messenger RNA. Its product is annotated as endoplasmic reticulum-Golgi intermediate compartment protein 2-like. Gene Ontology annotation, cellular component: COPII-coated ER to Golgi transport vesicle; membrane; endoplasmic reticulum. The record is from RefSeq and is a predicted model, not a curated record. The transcript is spliced from 14 exons. NCBI's taxonomy places the organism in Eukaryota, Metazoa, Chordata, Actinopteri, Gobiiformes, Gobiidae. Gene Ontology annotation, biological process: endoplasmic reticulum to Golgi vesicle-mediated transport; retrograde vesicle-mediated transport, Golgi to endoplasmic reticulum. The coding region runs from base 184 to 1320 and encodes 378 amino acids.
GUCCGCCCCCCGCCCGGGCUGGUGUUUGCCACGGUCCUACUGCCAUGGACGACAGCGUGAUGGACCCCACGGAAUGAACCUGCGGUGUUCAGCUGUCUCUCACCGAAGACACUUGACACUUGAUGGUUUCAAGAGAGGUUUCCUCUGGGUUUUAAUUCGCCAAGUGGCAGACGUGAUGUUAAAAUGAGGCGCCUCUCCCGGAAGAAGGCCCUGAGCAUAGUCAAAGAGUUGGACGCCUUCCCCAAAGUCUCUGAGAGUUAUGUGGAGACUACAGCAUCAGGAGGAACUGUGUCACUUGUUGCUUUUACUGUCAUGGCAGUUUUAGCUAUUUUAGAGUUUUUUGUUUAUCGAGACACAUGGAUGAAAUAUGAAUAUGAAGUUGACAAGGACUUUUCCAGUAAAUUACGUAUAAACAUUGACAUUACUGUUGCCAUGAGAUGUCAGCAGGUGGGUGCUGACAUUUUAGACCUAGCUGAAACAAUGAUUACCUCCAAUGAGCUGCAGUAUGAGCCUGUUGUUUUUGACCUUAGCCCACAACAAAGACUGUGGCAAAGGGCAUUGCUUCAUGUUCAGAGUCGUCUGAGAGAGGAACACGCUCUGCAAGAAGUGCUUUACAAAACUCUGAUGAAAGGAGCCCCUACUGCUCUCCCUCCAAGGGAGGAUGCUGCCACAGAACCUCAUAAUGCUUGCAGGAUACAUGGAUAUGUUUAUGUGAACAAAGUGGCUGGAAACUUUCAUAUCACUGUAGGAAAGCCCAUUCACCAUCCACAAGGGCAUGCACACAUAGCUGCUUUUGUGAGCCAUGAGAUGUACAACUUCUCUCAUCGAAUCGACCAUUUAUCCUUUGGCGAGAUGAUACCAGGUGUGAUCAAUCCUCUAGAUGGCACUGAGAAAAUCACCUCCAGCAAUAGCCAGAUGUUUCAAUACUUCAUCACUGUGGUUCCUACCAAACUCCACACUUAUAAGAUAUCGGCAGACACACACCAGUUUUCUGUAACAGAAAGAGAGCGUGUGAUAAACCAUGCAGCAGGAAGCCAUGGUGUAUCUGGCAUCUUUGUUAAGUACGAUACAAGCUCUUUGAUGGUGACAGUCAGGGAACAGCACAUGCCCCUGUGGCAGUUCCUAGUGCGACUUUGUGGUAUUAUUGGAGGCAUUUUCUCCACAACAGGCAUGCUCCAUGGGCUGGUUGGCUUCUUUUUUGACAUUAUCUGCUGUCGCUUCAGAUUGGGAGUCUAUAGGGAAAGAGAGGUGCAAAAUGAGAUGAACAAUGUAAACCAUCAUCAAACACCACUGUUGGCCGACCAGGUUCUUGAAGAAUAAACUGUAUGACUAUUUUCAUUAGUUUAUAUGAUUACUUUGGUGUUUCUACUGAAAAAUCAACCAAGAUUACUGUAAGUUCAAGAGUUAUUUAUCAUUAAAUCAGCUUUUGACAGCAUCAAUUUGUCAUGAAACCUUUUUGUGAAAGUUUAAUUGUGUAUAAAAGCAGUUGUCCACUUAAAAGUUUUGUGUAGGUAAUCAAAAUGCUUUUUCACUUUUUCACUGCAACACAAAGCAGACUCCUUUUUAUUUUAUUUUCCUUUAUUUCUGAUGUACCAAGCAGAAUUUACUCAAAUUUCAGAGCAGGAAAUAAAGGCAAGACAUUUUCCAAAUGACAUUACAAAAUAAAAGCUGAACUCAUUGGCUAAAUGUUGGAAUAUGCACAUAGUAGUAUUAGCCCUGGAGUGAGCUAAGUGCAAUUUGAUUUGGUUUAUAACAGAGAAAAUAAUUUGUGAAUGGGACACAAAAUUAGCAACAUUUAAAUUUGUGACAAUAUUGUCAUAUUAGCCCUGUAGCUCUGCAAGCUCAUGUACAACCAAACUGCUGCCACACAGAAACCCUAUGGUUAAUCACACAGGUUUGCAUAAACAUUUAGAACCUCUUUCUCCAGUGAAGGCUCCGGUCAUUCACCUGUAUUCACCUGCAAUAGUCACAAGACACAAAUAACACUGUAUACUAUUCUUGACUGAGUGAUGUGUUAGACCAUGAGUA